Molecule: messenger RNA, 1263 nt
Organism: Oreochromis aureus
Lineage: Eukaryota; Metazoa; Chordata; Actinopteri; Cichliformes; Cichlidae
Gene: prpf38a
Product: pre-mRNA processing factor 38A
Exons: 10
Coding region: 111-1184 (357 amino acids)
Cellular component (GO): precatalytic spliceosome
Source: RefSeq, a predicted model, not a curated record
GAAGAAGAAGAAGAAGCCGAACCGGAAAUAAUAUUUACCCUUUCCGGUUUGGCGUCUAAGGUUUUCUUUUUUUUUGUAUUUCAUUUUCUCCAUGCCAGAAUAGUAGUAUCAUGGCAAACAGAACCGUUAAAGACGCUAACAGUAUACACGGGACUAACCCGCAGUAUCUGGUGGAGAAAAUCAUCCGCACACGAAUCUACGAGUCUAAGUACUGGAAGGAGGAAUGCUUCGGUCUCACCGCCGAGCUGGUUGUCGACAAAGCCAUGGAACUUAAGUUUGUCGGUGGAGUUUUUGGUGGAAAUAUCAAACCCACUCCUUUCCUUUGUCUCACGCUGAAGAUGUUGCAGAUUCAACCUGAAAAAGACAUCAUUGUCGAAUUCAUAAAAAACGAGGAUUUCAAAUAUGUGCGUUUACUUGGAGCGAUGUACAUGAGGUUAACUGGAACUGCAGUGGAUUGCUACAAAUACUUGGAGCCUUUGUACAAUGACUACAGAAAGAUUAAGAGCCAGAACAGAAAUGGAGAGUUUGAGGUGAUGCAUGUGGACGAGUUCAUCGACGGGCUUCUUCAAUCAGAGAGAAUGUGUGACGUCAUCCUUCCUCGGCUUCAGAAGAGGCAAGUGCUGGAGGAGGCUGAGAUGCUGGACCCAAGGAUUAGUGCUUUGGAGGAGGACUUGGAUGAAGUAGAAAGCAGUGAAGAAGAAGAUGAGGAAGAAGAUAAGGUUAAAAAAUGGAGAGAAUUCAGACUCCUGAGCCUCAUAGACGUGGUUACCGUGACAAUGACAGACCUCGUCGCUCCCCAUCACCACGUUACAGACGCAGCCGUUCUCCCAGACGGAGGAGCAGGUCUCCAAAGAGGAGAAGCCCCUCACCACGGAGAGACCGCCAUCGCAGCAAAAGCCCCCGGCGCCACCGCAGCAGGUCCAGAGAGAGACGCCACCGCUCCAAAUCCCCAGGUCACCACAGAAGCCACAGACAUCGCAGCCAUUCCAAGUCCCCAGAGAGGAGUUCAAAAAAGAGUCACAAGAAGAGUCGAAGAGGAAACGAGUGAUUUUUGUUUUUCUUUUUGUUUUUAUACCAAACUUUCGGAAAUCUGGUUUCUAAUUCCUGUGUUUUUGUUUUCUUUUCCCUUGUUGUUAUUUUGUGGGGGGGGGGGGGAGUAUAAAUGUAUAAAAUAUUUCAUGUAAACAUGUUCAUUGUGCUUAGAAUGUGUUUCAUAAUCUGAUUUGAUCUUACAUUUCAAAAAUAAAGGCCCCUAAAUUGUGA